AAAGUAUGAGUGGAUUGUUUGCUUAAAGUGAAACGGUCACUCUGAUUACAGAACUGCGCGAAAUAACGAAAUGAAUAACGAACUGAAAACUAAGAUUGAGAGCUGCGCCCGUACAGCAGACACCUUCACGCGUCUAUACUACGCCGCAGUGGACAAUCGCCGCCAUCAAAUUGGUCGCCUCUACCUGGACAACGCCACUUUUAGCUGGAACGGAAACGGGGCGACCGGACGUGAGAUGAUCGAGCGCUACUUCCUAGAGCUGCCCACGUCCAGCCACCAGAUGAAUACCCUGGACGCUCAGCCUAUUCUCGACCCUGCGGUGGCCAGCCAGCUCACCUAUCUCGUCCUGGCCAGUGGCACCGUAAAGUUUGCCCACCAGCCAACUCGCAACUUUCAGCAGACCUUUGUCGUGACCGCCGAGAACGACAAAUGGAAAAUUGUGUCUGACUGCUACCGCCUACAGGAGGUAAUGGUUUAAGGCAGCCGCGAAGAACUCGUAAUUUUUUAUGCAUAAUUAAAGUUAAGCUAUGUUUUCUAACGGCAA
Molecule: messenger RNA, 544 nt
Organism: Drosophila ficusphila
Lineage: Eukaryota; Metazoa; Arthropoda; Insecta; Diptera; Drosophilidae
Gene: Nxt1
Product: NTF2-related export protein
Exons: 3
Coding region: 71-478 (135 amino acids)
Biological process (GO): protein import into nucleus
Cellular component (GO): nuclear pore central transport channel
Source: RefSeq, a predicted model, not a curated record